Messenger RNA from Notechis scutatus (mainland tiger snake), 2375 nucleotides. The record is from RefSeq and is a predicted model, not a curated record. Lineage: Eukaryota; Metazoa; Chordata; Lepidosauria; Squamata; Elapidae.
GCCCCCUCUUGCCGGCAGCCGACCAACGGGAGCCGGGACUGUUUGCAAGAAAAAAAGGCGCGCCCUCUGGCCCUCGCGAAGCCUCAGUCAAGCCCCGCGGAGCCUUUUGCAGUGCAGUCCCCGGAAUAGUAAGCGCGCUUGGCGAAGCUCAGGAAAACAUGCUUGCCUAUAUGCAAUUUGCCUUGUUCCUUCUUGUAACCUGUGGUAUCCAUGAAACUGAACAGAAUCGUAAUGGUUGCCACCGGCUCAUCAUGGCAUCUCACCUUAAGAACCUGACUGAUCUGAUAGAUAGCCAGAUGGAAACUUCCUGCCUGCGAUCUUUUGAAUAUGUGGAUGAAAGGGAACUUGAUAAUACUGAAUGCUUUCUCAAAGCAGCCUUUAAUCCCCUGAAAGGUAUCAUUGAUAAUAUUAAAUUCAAGAAUAAUAGUCCAAACUAUGUGAAACUCCAUCUGAUAAAGAACUUAUACCUGGACCUUGCAAGAUGCAUUAAGCCUCACGAUGAUAAAAAUAAGAAGUGCAUCAAGACCUUCUCCCGUACAGCAGAGCAAACUUUGCAACUGGUACACAAAUACUUUAGCCAAGCCAAGCAGUUUCUGAGCAAGGGAACAUUCACAGAUGAUUGCAGCGAAGUCUUCCAGAAGUGUACAGAAUCCCAGGAAAAUGAGAUUAUUUCUACAGGUGUUGUUACUGCCCUGGAUUGCAACUGUUCAUCUGCAGGCCCGAUCAAUUUAGAAGGCUCGACAUAUCUCGUUCCAACUUCUGAGUCUUUCCCUUCCAUUGCAGAGCAGCUGGACAGCAGGAAGACAGCUGUCAGCAUUCUCCAGCUACUAGGGCUUCCUGAUACUACUCAAAUUCAUAGUGGCUUAGAGAGCAAUAUCAGGUCUAGGGUGACUAGAAGCACUGAUAAAAGCCAAGAAAUCACUGAAAGCAUGGAUUUCGGGGCUGGCAUUGAUGACUUAUUACCAUCACCAUCAUCACCUUCUCUUUCUAUCCAGAAACGGUUGGAAUCCAUGGAGACCAGCUCUCCCUCCCUGGAUUCCACAACUGGUGAAAGCCAGAAAAAAUCUGAUGAGUUAGCUUCUCAGCAUCUCCCUCUCUCUGACUUAGCCAAGUCCUUUCUCAAUCAGCAAUGGUUUGAGAUAAAAGAAAAAACUGAGGCCAUUCCAGGACUCACAUCUGAACAGGAUAUCACUGUUGCCAGCAGUGCUUUCAGCUUAACUCUGACAUCGUCUUCCAAUUUGGAGCAAAUAGACAGCUCUAGUGCGCCCUCCAGUGGCAGUCGCCAGGUCCUGGGCCACAAAGAUCCUGUCUCUGCAACACAAGAUCCUUCUAGAUUUGUGGCGGCCACAGAGAAUUCCUCACCCCCCAAACAAAUAUCCCAUGAAAGCGACUCUUGGGGAAAGCAAAGUAGCAGAGAUAAAAACUACAAAGCACUGCAAAACACCCAGCCGCGGGCAAGACGAGAAGAGGGUCUGGCCAACAAGGACAGGGAAUUGGAGGAUAGCCUGCUGGGACCCAGCUUUGAUCUGAACUUCAUUCCUUCGAACGCAGAGAAGCGCAUCGAGAAGUCAGAGCCCAGAAAUAUCCAAGGGACGUCUGCAACAUAUGUGGUGAUACCCAGUGUCCUGGGAAUCCUCCUAGCCUUGGGAGGCCUGCUGUUCUACUUACAUAAAUCCAGGAUCGUAAGAACGAGGUGGACACAGCAGAGGGGGAAUAAUGUAGAAAGAACAGAAGAACAAAGGUCAUUGAGUGGAGGGGAGGGACACUUGGAGUUGCAGAUUCAAAGGGAAGUAUGAGUUGCACCAUUCCCUCUGAAAUGAGAAACUGCCUGGGGUUUUGGACUGAAAGCCCCACUUUCAAAGUACAGUUCUGUUACUAUUAUUGGGAGAAAUUGCACAAAGGAAACUCUGGAACUGAAGCCACGGCAGUACUUUUCCAUGAAGACUGUUUUUAUAUUUUUUUAAUAUAUAUAUAUAAUGGGAAGGAAUUUAUCAGGAAAAUGGAUGCUAUUUAUUUCCGGUAGCCAAGAUUGGUAUUCAUUAUACAAGUUGCCUUUUUUUGCCAACAAACUGGAGCUUGAGAAAAGGAAGAUAGUCACUUGGACUGUGCAAAAUCCCAUGUGUGAUGGGGAUGGUCUACUAAGAACUCCUAUGCCUAUUCCAUUCUGACAGGGAACAGAUGGCAUCCUCUUCAGAUCUAUUAGAUUGUGGAUUCUGCAGAUUGAACAGCCAUGCUAAAGAACCUGAAUGGUAAUUGACUGUUACUUCUUUUAGAGCUUCUGGCCUCGUGAACUGCUGAAGACUUCAGGACCUCAGCCUCAUGCCAGGCAUUCAAUUUUUUAGGAACUUUGUCCAUCUCUUAAGCUUUGUAGGUUG